Drosophila serrata is the source of this 1201-nucleotide messenger RNA. Its product is annotated as metaxin-2. The record is from RefSeq and is a predicted model, not a curated record. Gene Ontology annotation, biological process: mitochondrion organization. Gene Ontology annotation, cellular component: SAM complex; cytoplasm. NCBI's taxonomy places the organism in Eukaryota, Metazoa, Arthropoda, Insecta, Diptera, Drosophilidae.
AACACUUUCGAUUAAUUUCCAUUUCAUUUGGAAUUAUUUCAAGUCUCUUGCUCAAAAAGCCAACACAAAAUUUCCCCAUUUUCCGGCCAUGAAUCGGGAGCAGAAUCUGACCGCCGCCUUGAGGCAGUCGGGUCAAGCGGUGGAUAAGCUAUCAGCUGCUGAUCAGGAGCAGCUGGAACAGCUGGGGACACCCGAGGAGCAGGAGGAGCUUGAUGAUGAGGUGGAUGAUGAGCGGGAGGACGAGGACGAAGAGGAGGAGCCCUGGCCGGAGCUAGUUCAACUGCAUCAGCCGCCGGAGCACAGUCAGCUGCUCCUGGCGGAACGCACUAGCUGCAUUGCCGUAAGGACAUACCUGCGCCUGUGCCGCCUGCCCUUUGCCGAGAAGAUCAGCGCCCAUGCCGAGUUCAUGACCCAAGGCGGCCGUCUCACCGGACUGCCCAUGCUCCGACUCGGUCAGUUCCAAAUCUUGGCCGAAUUCGAGCCCAUUGUGGACCAUGUGGCGGCCACCAGGCCAUCGAAGGCUCUGGGCCGUUGGCUGUCGGAGGAGGAGCGAGAGGAUAUGCGCUGCAUGGUCAACUACGUGGAGACGGUCUUCACACUGGCCGAGAUUCAUCUCAGCUACGUCGAUCCCGUCAACUAUCGCCUGUACACGGCCCGAAGGAGCGGCGCCGGUCAUCCCUGGCUACUGAGCCUGCUCCGGCGAUUCUACAAGCAGCGUCAGGCCAUGCGACUGCUCCGCGUCUACCAGUGGCACCAUCUGAGCACCGACCAGGUGCUCGAUGAGGUCAGCGAAUGCUGCGACGCACUCAUGGACCAGUUGGAGGAGCACGAAGAUGACUCGGAGGGCUUCCUGUGCGGCUCACAGCCCUGCGAGCUGGAUGCUCUGGUCUUUGGCCAUGUGGUGGGAAUACUCAACACUCCGCUACCCAACCGGGAGCUGGCCGAGCUCCUGUACUCCUAUCCGCGUCUUGUGGCCUUUUGCCGGCGCAUUGAUGCCAGCCUGUACGGAGGGAAGCUUCUCAAUGAGAGGGGGGACUCUGGCUUUGACUCCGAGGACGACUCGAACGAAGACUGUGUCCAGGAGGAGGAAAAUAAUUCGGAGCAUGAGCAGCGGAAGAUUGAGGAACAGGAACAGAAGGAAGAAGAGGCCGAAGAGUAGCAGGAGCCAGCACAAAAUUAAAGGAAGCGGUGGGACAAAGGA